AACCUCCGACCAUGUACCGAAAAUAUACCGAAGGUGACCGUAAAGGAUUCGCUACCUUUACGACAAUCUCCGAAAACCAGAUUUGUAGAGGUUUUGUUAGAAAAUAUUUGCUUUCCUUGAUUUCUCCACUAACUUUCUUCAAAGGCGUAAAAAUGAACCAAGACUUAGCUCGUGAGAGAUCAAAAGCGUCUUUCAAUGUCGAAGAGCUUACGAAUCUCCUGGACGAAGGACCGGCUAGAACUGCUCGACGCCGAUAUCUCGAAAGCAUCAUCAUUAAUGAUCCAGAAUUUGACAAUGCAGACAAUUUUUUUGAUAGUCGAGAGGAAUCCUAUGAAAGAUCCUUAAAGAGAGGGUUACAAUUUUUGGAUGUCCAAAGGAAGCAUAACAUAGUUGAUCCUGAGGAAAUUGAAAUUUUGAAAAGGUCUAUUGGAUCGGCAUUACCCAGUAGUUUGAAUGAUACUAUGUUUAUUCCUGCAAUUAAGAAUAUUGGAACAAAGGAACAAAUUGACAAGUGGUUACCGCUGGCAGAACAUAACAGUAUUGUUGGUACAUAUGCACAGACAGAACUUGGACAUGGAACCAAUGUCAGAGGACUAGAAACAACAGCUACAUAUGACAAGAGAACACAGGAGUUUGUUAUGCACAGUCCUUCUCUCACUGCUUGCAAGUGGUGGCCUGGUUGCUUGGGCCAUUCAUCCACGCAUGCUAUAACUGUUGCGAGGUUGAUCAUAGACAGUCAAGAUCAUGGAAUACACUUCUUUAUUGUGCCACUGAGAGAUAUGAAGACACAUAAGCCUCUUCCAGGCAUAAAAAUUGGAGAUAUAGGUCCGAAACUUUCACUUUUCUUCAAUGGGACAGAUAAUGGUUACCUUUUGCUUGAUCAUGUCCGUAUACCAAGAGAAAAUAUGCUGAUGGGAGCAGCCAAGGUAUCUCUAGAUGGGAAGUUCACUGAACCUAAGAACUCCAAAAUUCUUUAUGGAACAAUGAUGUAUGUGAGAGCAGCCAUUCCUUCAGAUACCUUCAACCUAUUGUCAAGAGCUGUUACUAUAGCAAUACGCUACAGUGCUGUCAGAAGGCAAAGUGAACUAAAGGAAGGAGAAGGUGAACUUCAAGUAAUAGACUUCAAAACUCAACAGUACAGGUUGUUGCCUGCAUUAGCCACUUCAUAUGCCUUCAAGUUUGCUGCUGUUCGAGUGUUGAGAGAAUAUUACACAUUGAAAAAUAAGAUGUCAGUAGGGGAUUUUUCAAGUCUUCCUGAGAUGCAUUCCAUCACUAGCAGUUUAAAGGCAUUUAUUACUGGACAGGGCCUUAAGUAUUCAGAGAAUUGUCGACUUUGUUGUGGAGGGCAUGGAUACUCUGUUUUUAGUAUGUUGCCUGACAUCUACAUGUUGAUUAAUGCUUCUUGUACUUAUGAAGGAGAUAAUGUCGUGCUUUUCCUUCAAGUUGCGAGGUAUCUGUUGAAGUGUGUGAAUUCAGCCCGAUCUGGCAAAGACCUACCUUCUACAGUAUCGUAUCUCAAUGACCAUGAUAAUGGUAUGGCCAGUAACGCCACUACAACAGAACAGUUUUUAGACCCAAGUGUUCAAUUAAAACUCUACAGUAACAGAUCAAAAAGAAUGAUCACCACUGUAGCAGAGAAGAUGCACGCUAAAGUGAUGAACGGAAUGGACCCAAUGGACGCCUGGAAUGCAUUUUCUGCGGACCUUCUACAGUGCGCCAUUGCCCAUAGUCACUACCUGACAGUGCUGUAUUAUACAGAUUUUCUUCGAACUGGUCUGGCCAACGUCAGCCGACCAAUAGCUCGAGUCCUUAAACUCAUGUCAGACAUUUAUGCUCUGCAUGGAAUAGUAGAGAACUCCGGUAGCUUUUUAGAGAACGGCGUGUUGAAUGUAAAGCAAGUGGCUUUGAUAAGAGAGCAGCUGAAUUUACUUCUGGAGCAACUCAGACCUGAUGCUGUUCCACUAGUAGAUGCCUUUGACUACUCUGAUCGUCACCUCAACUCUGCCCUGGGCAGAUACGAUGGGAAUGUCUAUCAACAGCUCUUCGACUGGGCACAGAGAUCACAGCUAAACAGACAACCUGUUCUUCCAGCGUAUGACAAGUAUCUUAAACCCUUGCUACAGAAAGGGAAGGCCAAGUUGUAGAAAUCUGUCACAAGAUCUAAUUUUUAAACAAUCUUUAAAAAUAUAUAUUUUGAUGCAAUUUCGCAUUCUUUCAGAUCGAUCUUGGUAUCUUGUUUCUGAAAGCCAGGAACUUUGAUCGAUUAGAAAAGAAAAUAUAACCAUUUUUAUAUUUGGGGGCGGAACAAAUUCAUUAUGAAUACCGGCAGGGCCGUGUUGGAUAUUUUCAACCAAACUUGAUCAAAAUGAAUUGUGAAAACGAUGUCUGUGCAAGCAAUAAAAAUCUGUUUUUAUCAUC
Actinia tenebrosa (Australian red waratah sea anemone) is the source of this 2418-nucleotide messenger RNA. RefSeq names its product peroxisomal acyl-coenzyme A oxidase 1. Lineage: Eukaryota; Metazoa; Cnidaria; Anthozoa; Actiniaria; Actiniidae. Gene Ontology annotation, molecular function: fatty acid binding; FAD binding; acyl-CoA oxidase activity. Gene Ontology annotation, biological process: lipid homeostasis; fatty acid beta-oxidation using acyl-CoA oxidase. The record is from RefSeq and is a predicted model, not a curated record. Gene Ontology annotation, cellular component: peroxisome.